AUGAUUCUUGUGUUCCUUGCAUUGAUAGCGGCGGACAACAUUGAAAUAAAAAGAAGCGCAUUCGAUUUUCUGGAGCUUGGAAGCCAAACAGUAGUGUCUUCAGGAAAUGGCUCAGGUGCCGAGUGGGACUGGGUCAAAAUAUCAUUUUCUGGAGAUCACAGAUAUGUUCUUGAUGAAUAUGAGCCAAGGAAGUUCAGGCUGAUGGAUGCCACUGAGUAUGCUGAGGAAGCGGAGCAGAUGGUGUUCAGGAUUGACUUUGAGAAGAAGUAUUAUGCAAUGAUAUCUUCUGCAUGGGCAAUGGUUUUUACAAUUGUUGUGAUCACAGGAUGCAUGUUCUUGAUGCCGAUGAAAGGAGUGUGGUAUGGUAAGAAAUUCUAG
Messenger RNA from Ordospora pajunii, 378 nucleotides. RefSeq lists its product as uncharacterized. Lineage: Eukaryota; Fungi; Microsporidia; Ordosporidae. The transcript has a single exon. Bases 1 to 378 code for a protein of 125 amino acids. The record is from RefSeq and is a predicted model, not a curated record.